Messenger RNA from Lotus japonicus, 1110 nucleotides. RefSeq names its product OPA3-like protein. Bases 252 to 761 code for a protein of 169 amino acids. The record is from RefSeq and is a predicted model, not a curated record. The transcript is spliced from 4 exons. Lineage: Eukaryota; Viridiplantae; Streptophyta; Magnoliopsida; Fabales; Fabaceae. Gene Ontology annotation, cellular component: mitochondrion. Gene Ontology annotation, biological process: regulation of lipid metabolic process.
CUACUCCACCUUUAGUAAGCAACCAAACAGCGGCUAAUAGGUCCAACCAGCGAACCUUUUCGUUCUUCUUCUUCUUCUUCUUCCUCUUUGUAUUCAACUUGUUCUUCUCUCUUCCCAACAAACCACACUCAAAACUCGUCCCUCUUAUUUAUCAUCGUAUCCAUUUGGUGUUAACUGUAGUUAAGGUACCACACAUUCAAAUACACAACACACGACACACAUAAGCAUUGUUAAUAACAUAACAGCGAGCAAUGGUUCUGCCACUUUUGAAACUUGGAACGUUGUUAGUCAAAACCCUCAGCAAACCAGUUGCUAGUAGGCUCAAGCAGCAAGCUGCACUUCACCCUAGGUUCCGACAACUCAUCAUUAACAUGGCCCAGGCUAAUCAUCAAGUCUCAACAAAAAUGCAAAGGCGCAUCUAUGGUCAUGCAACAGAUGUUGAGAUUCGCCCUUUGAAUGAGGAGAAAGCUGUUCAAGCUGCUGUAGACCUUAUUGGAGAACUCUUUGUCUUCUCGGUUGCAGGAGUUCUUGUGGUCUUUGAGGUACAAAGAAGUGCUAGAUCUGAAGCACGAAAGGAGGAGAUACGAAAGCAAGAGCUAGGGGCUAUGAAGCAAAAGAGUGAGGACUUGGCACAAGAGGUAGAACUUCUUAAGCAUAGACUUCAAGAAAUUGAACAGAUGGCCAGGGGACGAGGACUUGCUGGUGUUCUAAAUUUCAGACAGGGUAAUACAGAAAAUGCAAAGACAGAGAAACCUGCUUGAUCUAAUGAAGACGAUAUAUUUUUCACAUUUUUUCAUUUAUCCUUGGGAUAAAUGCACAAUUUCUGAUUCAUUUGAGGGUCUCUUCAGCAAGAGCAAAUUAUUUUUUUCACUACAUUAAUCGGCUUUUAGUUUCAAAUUUGAAAUCCUCUAUUUGUAUUGAGGAUAUAUCGCUGAUUGAAAUUCUUGUUGUAUUAGCCAAAAUAAGCUGCAAGAGACUAAUUUAUGGUGACAAAGAUGUAACGCAUUAGAUGAGCGGAAAAUGCAUCAGGUCAAAAUUUACCAUUUUCCUUAUGUACAUUUUUAUUCCUUUGGAAAACACAAUAUUUUUCCCCAUAAUCGCUCUAUCACA